GUGGCAUGUCCCAUACUCCCAUUCCUCUUCCAAAGCUCCCGGCGACCGAUGGCCGCCGCCGCCGCCGCUUCCACCGCCGCCGGCACAGGGUACAAGCUCCUCCUCUCCUGCCCCGAAGGCCUCCCUCGAUCCCGGGUUUCGGUGAGGUUCGAUCCGUCGUUCGACAGGACCCCCCACCCCGACGCAUCCCUGGAAGAGUCUAUAUGCGAGAUAUGGAACCAGAGGCUCCAGCAGAACCCGUCGCUGUACAACGGUACCAAGUUUCGGUACGGAGGGCAUGCAUUGCACCACAGUGAUGAAUCAAGUCAGGAGUACUGUGUCUCACUUCAUUUGGGACUCACAGAUUAUAGGACAUUUGUUGGAACAAAUAUGAGUCCACUGUGGGAGAAAUUUUUGGUCUCCUCUGAAGAUGACUCUGUGUGUUGCCAACACAUGUCAAAUCCACUGGGAAAUGGUGCGAUCGUUGAAACAUCCGACGAAAAAAUUAUUUUAUUGCAAAGGAGCAACAAUGUCGGCGAGUCUCCAGGACACUAUGUUUUUCCUGGAGGACAUUCUGAGCCACAAGAAGCUGGAAUCUUGGCUCAUCAAAAUGACGAAAAAGAUGUUGCUGGUCUCAUUGACAGAAUUUCCGAUGAAAUGUUUGAUGGAAUUAUCCGUGAAGUAGUUGAGGAAACUGGAGUUCCUGCUAGUUCACUGACAGAACCCAUUCUCAUUGGAGUUUCUCAACGGGAAACGAAUGUUAGGCCAGCAGCGUUCUUUUAUAUGAGAUGUAACAUUGAUUCCGGCGCCAUAACUGAGCUUUAUGCUAGAGCUCAAGAUGGCUAUGAAUCCACUAAGCUCUGUGCAGUAUCACCGAAAGAAUUACGAGAAAUGAGCCAGCGGUUGCCUGGUUGCCACCUAGGGGGCUUUGCUCUGUAUCAACUUAUGAGGAACGCCUGGAAAAGUUCGUGAACAAACCAAUAUAAACUGGGUUCUUGAGAGUUAAGAUGGAAAGAAAUCCACAGCACACAAACUCGAGAAAGAUUACUGAGAUUCGGAUUAAAGAUGAUCAAGAGCAUUCUUCUGUAGACUAUAUGAGAUGUGCCCGUCUUCUUCGGCCGACAUUGUUCUUUACUGUCUGUUUUUCGUGCAGUGCAGGAGUGUAACCAGGUGAUUUUGAAACCACUAUUUGAGAUGAAGGGAAAAGGUGUGCUA
This is a messenger RNA of Hordeum vulgare subsp. vulgare (domesticated barley), 1194 nucleotides long. Its product is annotated as nudix hydrolase 9. Gene Ontology annotation, molecular function: GDP-mannose hydrolase activity. Lineage: Eukaryota; Viridiplantae; Streptophyta; Magnoliopsida; Poales; Poaceae. The transcript has 10 exons. The coding region runs from base 49 to 951 and encodes 300 amino acids. The record is from RefSeq and is a predicted model, not a curated record.